This is a messenger RNA of Esox lucius (northern pike), 3479 nucleotides long. It is a transcript of the gene fbxo21, whose product is annotated as F-box protein 21. NCBI's taxonomy places the organism in Eukaryota, Metazoa, Chordata, Actinopteri, Esociformes, Esocidae. The record is from RefSeq and is a predicted model, not a curated record. The transcript has 12 exons. The coding region runs from base 655 to 2616 and encodes 653 amino acids. Gene Ontology annotation, molecular function: protein binding; DNA binding.
GGGGGUCAAACACAGUAUUAGUAUGGUGUUCCUAAUAAUCCUUUCGGUGAGUGUAUACGUUUACUUUAAAAUGUCUCAGUGGAAAAACUGCUGAAACACGGAAAUGCUCUUGCAGCUUAAUCUCUCACUUUCCUUUGAGUCGCAGUCCCUUAAGCUCUCUGAAACAGAACAGUAAGAUCAGCAGAAGAUGCAACACCAUAAACUCUUCCAUCAUCAAACAAUAUGCCUUUAUUAGACACAUUAUACAUCAGAACAACACAAUAUCACUAUACAGUAUAACUAAAUGGUGAAGGAAUUGAGGAAAUGUGAAAUUGAUGAAAAUGUGAUUGGUACUACAAUAUUCUAAUUUUAGACUUGAAGGGUUUAACUUCCCAGCAUUGACAUGAGCCGGAAACCUCGGUUCAAAUCCAAUUAGUCAAUUAUGCCUGACUGGAAUAGUAAUAGUUGGCUCACUAACAUAUAUAACUGCCAGUUUUGAUAACUACUGUUAACAUUAUAUAAUUGACAUGUUACAAACACAUUUUAUUAUUUAAAAUUAAUUGUCGUUUUUUUUAUUUAAGUCCAUAAGCCAUGCCCCGCGAUAUCAAAGUUCGGCCCUCUGCGACAGAAAGGGGCGGGGCUUGUGGAAUGAGGUAAUCGGAGUAAACAGUAAAGAUGGCGACGUCUGGAGCAGGAGAGAGGUGCUCCAGUCUGAACGGGAUCGUUUCUGAGACAGAAACCAAAACAUUUACAGACCUACCUGCUGAAUUACUCGAGUAUAUCUUAUGCUUCCCUGUCCUCAAGCAUGUCGACAUUUGCAACGUUUCCUGCAGCUGCAAGCGGUUACACGACGUUUGCCACAGCAGGGGGAAGGUUUGGGGACACCAAUACAAACUCAGAUGGCCAAGAUUGCAGAAGCAUUACCGCCAGAACAAGUGUUGCGAUUGGCUGAAAGAAUACAGAACUCGGCACACUGUUGGUCUACAAAUACGAAGAACAGUUGUAUCCAUCUCCAAGAGAUUCUUUACUGAAGUUCCUUGCGUUGGCCAGGUCCUGGGGGACAGCUUUGCUGAGAUCGAAUCCCUUGGGGCCCCUGAGCACUUCUGUGAAGACGAGCUGCUCUCCAUUCUGAACUCAGACAAGAGGAAAAGCCUAACACUGAAAUACUAUGCAAAGAAAAUCCUUUAUUUCCUGCGGCAGCAGAACAUCCUGAGGGGUUUAAAGCUGUUUCUGGAACAGCCCGCGGAACGGCAGUCGGCGCUCGAGGGAGCCGUGCUAGUGGACCAGUAUUGCAACCCAUUGACAGAUGUGUCAUUGGACAGUAUAUCAUCCCAGUUGGAUGAGAUAACUGACAAGGUCAAGAAGAUGCUGCGCAUUAAGAAUCCUUCUCAUCCCAGCUUGAGCCAAUCACAAGGCGACUGCUCUCCUGUGGGAGACUUUGAGCUCCAGAGACAGGUUGUAGCUGCGCUCAAUGUAGUUCUCUAUGAGCAGCUCCAGUACAAAGGCAACGAGUGUGACUACUAUAACCCACUCAACUCAUACAUACACCAGGUGCUGCUUCGCCGGACAGGCAUCCCCAUUAGCCUCUCUGUGCUCUACAUGACUCUGGCCAGGAAACUGGGGGUUCAGCUGGAGCCUGUCAACUUCCCCAAUCACUUCCUGCUGCGCUGGUGCCAACAACAAAGAGGUAGCGAGGACAUCUAUGACUUUGUUUACAUUGAUGCGUUUGGUAAAGGCAAGCAACUGACUGCCAAGGAGUGUGAGUACCUAAUUGGCCACCAGGUUACUGCAGACUACUACAGCGCCAUCAGUACCACAGAAGUGCUGCUAAGGAUGGUGGGAAAUCUGCUCAACAUCGGCAAACGAGGAGAGGGCAACGAGAAAUCCUACCAGCUGCUGAGAGACUCUCUCGACCUCUACCUCACUGUGAACCCAGACAACGUCCAGUACCUUCUUCUACAGGCCAGACUCUACUUCCACCUGGGCAUCUGGCCCGAGAAGGUCUUAGACAUCCUGCAGCACAUCCAGGCCCUGGACCCGUCCCAGCACGGGGCAGUGGGAUACCUGGUGCAGCACACCCUGGAGCACAUCCAGCACAAGAAGCACCCGGUGGAGCCGGAGGUGAAGAGACGCAGCGUCCCGGAGCAUGUGGAGGUGCAGUACAGCAUAGGCCUCAUCAUGAAACACAAGAGGUCCGGCUACAACUGUGUGAUAUACGGCUGGGACCCCAAGUGCACCAUGAGCCAGGAGUGGAUAACCACCAUGAGGGUCCACCAGCUGUCCAGGGGAGCCAACCAGCCCUUUUACAACGUCUUAGUGCAGGACGGAACCUGCCGCUACGCAGCCCAGGAGAACCUGGAGCCUCAUUCAUCCCCUCUGGAGAUUGCCCACCCGGAGGUGGGUCGCUACUUCUCAGAGUUCCACGACAGCCACUACAACGCCAACGAGGAGUUGCAGACACGCUACCCUGAGGACAUGGAAGAGACCCUGGGCACCGUACAGGAUCUGUACCACAGACCGACACCCUCCCCAGGGCAGGCAUCUGGGCACCAGGAGGGUGCCCAGAUCCCCAAUGGCCCCUCCCAGGACCAGAAGCUCCAGGACAGCCAGGAGAACCAGGACGCUGUUCCCCUGUAGCUUAGUGUCCACUACAGCUCAGUCAUGUCCAAACGACCUCCACCACCUAGUCACUUAAUUAUAUCAGGACAUAACGGAUGGGUGUAAACAGCGGCUGAAUUCAAACUAGCUCAUUAUAGUUCUGGGUGGAGCUACUCCUAGGGGGUGUUUUUAAAUGUGGACCAGCCCCUCUGUCUUCAUUUCCAUUACUUGAUGACAUCCUGUCCCUAAACAAUCAGGACAUGUAUUCAAAAAGCAUUUCAGAGUAGGAGAUCUGAUCUGGGAUAAGGGGAUUGCUAUCCAUAUAAUCGUAUGCAUUCUGAUCUAAAAAUGUAUCGCCUAGAAUGCUUCAGUACCUGGGACUGCUGUACCACCACCUGCCAACCGACACCAGUCAAAGCCAAGAUAUCCCUUUUUUCACCACCUCGAACCAUCUUUAGGAAGCCUGAUAAACUUCUCCCCUUCCCUCUGUCUUUCUCUGAACUUCAAAAUCCAUCUCCUUUAGUCAAGAAGAGGUCUUCCCAAACUCGACUAGCUGGUCCUUCUCCCUCCCUCUAACCUCCACAUGAAACACUGAAGAAAAAAAAAAUACAAUAUGAAAAUGAACUUUACAGUAUGAAAAAAUAUGGAAAUAAACUUUACAGUUACAAUAUCUUGUUCCUUCAUCACAUUGUUAUGUUAAAUGAUGCACUUAUGAAAGGACAACUUUCACAUUUCUAGAACGUGUUAUCCCUUUUUUUCUGUAUAUUUACAAGUAAAACAUUGUAGGAUGUUUAAGGGCUCACAGAUGUGUGCUGAGCUGUGUAAAAAUUAAAAAAGACUUGAAAUCGGAAUGAGUCUGAGACUUGAGGAAUUCAAAUAAAUAAAACAUAUUUCAAGGUUAA